Molecule: messenger RNA, 636 nt
Organism: Pyrus x bretschneideri (Chinese white pear)
Lineage: Eukaryota; Viridiplantae; Streptophyta; Magnoliopsida; Rosales; Rosaceae
Exons: 1
Coding region: 347-532 (61 amino acids)
Source: RefSeq, a predicted model, not a curated record
UUCCGACAAAGGAAAACGAGUCUAUUACUAACUAUUUUAGUCCAAUAACGAACAUGACCAAAUUUAGGAUACUCGAGUUGGUUUAGGUAUAAAUCAAGUUACAUAAUAAGCAAAAGACCGUUGGACAAAUUUCUAAACUUGUUCAUCAAACUUAACUAACUUCUGCCAAACAGUUUUCCUUUCGAUCGAAUUAAGGAAAAAUCAACAUUGGAUUAAAAUAAAAUAAAAACUAACCCUUUUGCAACAAAUUCCAAAGCUCUGUUGCUAAAAGAAGUUUUUAACCUCGAAAAAGAAGAACGCGAGAGAGAGAAAAGAAAAAAAGAAAAAAAAGGAAAAAAAGAGGACAAUGGAUUCUGGUCUGUCUUGGGCUGAUCAAUGGGACAACAACCCGGACCCGCCGCCACCGGGAUCAUCCGACAAGGACAAUAAGAAGGGCAAGGAUGGAUCGAAGAGGAGCUUCGGGAAGGCAGUUUUGAGUUUCAAGUGGGUGGAGAAGAUCCGGAAGAAAACUCAGAAAGAAGAUGGGCAAUGAAACGAUGUGGCUUCUUCCAGUAUAUAUAAUGUCACUAACCAGUUUAAUCCCAUUUGUCUUCAUAUUUUCUGUUGAAUAAAUGGUUUAAUUAAUGAAAAUUUCAG